AUGUUUCCACCGCAGCAAGGUAUCUCGCUCGACAUCGAGGCUCUGUCCGGCAUUUGCGGCUCCAUCUCCAUCGCGUGCUGGGUCGUCGUCUUCUCGCCUCAGAUUAUCGAGAACUUCCGGAGAGGCUCGGCCGAAGGACUAUCCGUCGUCUUCAUCGUGGUGUGGCUAGCCGGCGAUGUCUUCAACAUUUUGGGAGCUAUCCUGCAAAGGGUCCUGCCGACCAUGAUCAUCCUGGCAAUCUAUUACACGCUGGCAGAUAUCGUGCUCUUGGGCCAGGUGUUCUACUAUCGAGGCUUUACCUUGACGGACAAAGUCAAACCCAAGCCUUCAUCGAAUGGAGAUGCAGAGACGCGGCCUCUACUCCAGACUGAUUCGGCGACGCAGCCACAUACGGGGGCAGAAUCAACAUCGAUAUCGCAAUGGCAACGACAUCUGUCCGUGGACGGUACUCAUCUGUCACCGGCAACUCCCCUUAUCGAUCCUCCCAAGGCGAAUGAAAUACCUGCCAUCAGCAGCGCCAGGCCGACCAGCGCACUUCAGACGACCCUAUGGAACGCCUUUGCCAUUCUCCUUGUCUGCGCAGCAGGAGUCUUUGGUUGGUGGAUCGGGCAACAGAGGACCCGACACCACGUCAAGCAAGACGAGCCUGAACCGCUGGAGUUUGACAUCCUCGGCCAAGUCUUUGGGUAUCUCUGCGCAGUGCUCUACCUAGGGUCACGGGUCCCGCAGUUGCUCCUCAACUACAAGCGCAAAAGCACCGAGGGCGUCUCGUUACUGUUUUUCCUAUUCGCCUGCAUUGGCAAUUUGACGUAUGAUAUGUCCAUUUUUGCAUAUUCGCCUGUUUGCCACAAGCCGGGCCACUGUGCGCCGGGUGAAGCGAAGACUUUGUAUUUGAGGUAUAUUGCGGUGAAUGCUAGUUGGAUCGCGGGUAGUCUGGGGACGCUGUUGCUGGACAUGGCCAUCUUUGUGCAGUUUUUCUUGUACACCAAAGAUGAGGAAGAAGACAAUGAGGUUGCCGUGGUGGACGAGGACUAA
Molecule: messenger RNA, 1035 nt
Organism: Cladophialophora yegresii CBS 114405
Lineage: Eukaryota; Fungi; Ascomycota; Eurotiomycetes; Chaetothyriales; Herpotrichiellaceae
Exons: 1
Coding region: 1-1035 (344 amino acids)
Biological process (GO): basic amino acid transmembrane export from vacuole
Cellular component (GO): fungal-type vacuole membrane
Source: RefSeq, a predicted model, not a curated record